AGCGUACGCCUCGGCCCCAUUGCGAGCUAUGGGAGGCGGCUGGUGGUGGGCUCGGGUCGCGCGCCUGGCCCGCCUGCGCUUCCGGGGGUCGCUGCUGCCACCGCAGCGGCCCCGCAGCGGGGGCUCGCGCGGAUCCUUCGCCCCCGGCCACGGCCCACGCGUGGGGGCCUCGCCGCCCCCGGUGUCUGAGCUCGAUCGCGCGGACGCUUGGCUCCUCCGCAAGGCACACGAGACAGAGGGGAGCACCAGGGAUAAAACAAGAGUGCGGCUAACCCGCAGAAGAUGGGGAAGUUCCGGAUUGGGCCAGCGCGCAACCAAUGCUUUCCUCUCCUGGUUCCGAAAUGGCCUUCUGGCAUCAGGCAUCGGGGUCAUCUCCUUCAUGCAGAGUGACAUGGGCCGCGAAGCUGCCUACGGCUUCUUCCUGCUGGGCGGCCUGUGCGUGGUGUGGGGCGGAGCCUCGUAUGCAGCGGGGCUGGCAGCACUACGGGGACCCAUGCAGUUGUCUCUUGCGGGUGCUGCGGCUGGGGUGGGGGCAGUGCUGGCCGCCAGUCUGCUGUGGGCUUGCGCUGUAGGCCUCUACAUGGGCCAGUUGGAACUGGACGUGGAAUUGGUUCCUGAUGAUGAUGCGGCCGCCCCUACGGAAGGCCCGGACGAAGCAGGCCGGCCACCACCCGAGUAAACAGCUGUGGGGACUGGCUGGGCCGGAGGACUUGGGACAUUAAACCUGACCCUUCAGCAGUUCGA
Mesocricetus auratus (golden hamster) is the source of this 744-nucleotide messenger RNA. It is a transcript of the gene Tmem160, whose product is annotated as transmembrane protein 160. Bases 29 to 679 code for a protein of 216 amino acids. Lineage: Eukaryota; Metazoa; Chordata; Mammalia; Rodentia; Cricetidae. The record is from RefSeq and is a predicted model, not a curated record. The transcript has 4 exons.